Molecule: messenger RNA, 1914 nt
Organism: Galeopterus variegatus (Sunda flying lemur)
Lineage: Eukaryota; Metazoa; Chordata; Mammalia; Dermoptera; Cynocephalidae
Gene: GPAA1
Product: glycosylphosphatidylinositol anchor attachment 1
Exons: 12
Biological process (GO): attachment of GPI anchor to protein
Cellular component (GO): GPI-anchor transamidase complex; membrane
Source: RefSeq, a predicted model, not a curated record
CUCGUGCUGCGCCUCAAUGCGCCGCUCUGCGUGCUGAGCUACAUGGCGGGCGUCGCCUGGUUCUUGGCGCUGGCUUUCCCGCCUUUGACCCAGCGCACUUACAUGUCGGAGAAUGCCAUGGGCUCCACCAUGGUGGAGGAGCAGUUUGCGGGCGGAGAGCGCGCCCGGGGGUUUGCCCGGGACUUCGCUGCCCACCGCAGGAAGUCGGGGGCUCUGCCCGUAGCCUGGCUGGAGCGAACUAUGCGGUCAGUGGGGUUGGAGGUCUACACGCAGAGUUUUGCCCGGAAACUGCCCUUUCCAGAUGAGACCCACGAGCGCUAUAUGGUGUCAGGCACCAACGUGUAUGGCAUCUUACGAGCACCCCGUGCUGCCAGCACUGAAUCCCUCGUGCUCACUGUACCCUGUGGUUCCGAUUCUACCAACAGCCAGGCUGUGGGGCUGCUGCUGUCACUCGCUGCCCACUUCCGAGGGCAGAUUUACUGGGCCAAAGAUAUCAUCUUCCUGGUGACAGAUCACGACCUUUUGGGCACCGAGGCUUGGCUCGAAGCCUAUCAUGACGUCAAUGUCACUGGCAUGCAGUCAUCCCCCCUGCAAGGCAGGGCUGGGGCCAUCCAGGCCGCUGUGGCCCUGGAGUUGAGUAGUGAUGUGGUCACCAGCCUCGAUGUGGCAGUGGAGGGGCUCAAUGGACAGCUACCUAAUCUCGACCUGCUCAAUCUCUUCCAGACUUUCUGUCAGAAAGGGGGGCUGCUGUGCACACUGCAGGGCAAGCUGCAGCCCCAGGACUGGAUGUCGCUGGACGGCCCGCUGCAGAGCCUGCAGACAUUGCUGCUCAUGGUUCUGCGGCAGGCCUCCGGCCGCCCUCAUGGCCCCCACGGCCUCUUCCUGCGCUACCGCGUGGAGGCCCUAACUCUGCGUGGCAUCAAUAGUUUCCACCAGUACAAGUAUGACCUGGUGGCAGUGGGCAAGGCUUUGGAGGGCAUGUUCCGAAAGCUCAACCACCUUCUGGAGCGCCUGCACCAGUCCUUCUUCUUCUACCUUCUUCCUGCACUCUCCCGCUUCGUCUCCAUUGGCCUCUACAUGCCUGCCAUCGGCUUCUUGCUUCUGGUCCUCGGUCUCAAGGCUCUGGAACUGUGGAUGCAGCUGCAUGAUUCCAGAAUGGGGCCUCAGGAGGCUGGGGGUCCCCUUGGACCCAGUGUUCCCCUUCCCCCAAUACAGGGUGUGGGGCUGCUCUCGCUGGUGGCACCCCUGCUCAUCUCUCAAGCCGUGGGACUGGCCCUCUACAUCCUGCCAGUGCUGGGCCAACAUGUGGCCACCCAGCACUUCCCAGUGGCCGAAGCUGAGGCUGUGGUGCUGACACUGCUGGCAAUUUACGCAGCUGGCCUGGCCCUUCCUCACAAUACCCACCGGGUGGUAAGUGCGCAUGUCCCAGACCGGGGCUGGAUGGCACUGAAGCUGGUGGCCCUGAUCUACCUAGCACUACAGCUGGGCUGCAUUGCCCUUACCAACUUCUCGCUGGGCUUCCUGCUGGCUGCCACCAUGGUGCCUGCUGCUGUGCUCACAGAGCCCCACGGGCCCCGGCCGCUCUACGCUGCCCUGCUGGUGCUGACCAGCCCAGCAGCCACACUUCUGGGCAGCCUGUUCCUGUGGGGGGAGCUUCAGGAGGCGCCUCUGUCGCUAGCUGAGGGCUGGCAACUCUUCCUGGUGGCACUGGCCCAAGGCGUGCUGGAGCACCACACCUACGGAGCCCUGCUCUUCCCGCUGCUGGCCCUGGGCCUCUACCCCUGCUGGCUGCUCUUCUGGAAUGUGCUCUUCUGGAAGUGAGGUCUGCCUGCCAGGGCAUGCAGGGGGCAGGGACUCCACAAACACCCAUUCUGCCUCUUUCCUGGGAAAUAAACAAGUGUAUGUUUCAGCUGC